CAGCGGAAGUCAAUAUUCUAGGACUGCGAACCCCAGAAGUCCUUGCACCAAUACUUAGUUUCCUAUCUCUCGCGGGCUUUGUUUUGGUACGGCGGUACAUUUGGAAAGUUGUAUUGUCUCUUUCUGAAGAAUACUAGUUUGUUGCGGAGCUUUCUGUCAACCUGGAGUGCUAAGGUAUUAGGACAGCUGGUCAUGAUGUCGUCUCAAGCUGGGCUGUACAACCCAGAGACCGACUUCCUCGCGCGAUGGAUGCCGUGCAGCACUCGGGCUGGGGUGAUACUCAAUCCCUCGGUGGACUUGGCCAGGUCGCUGAGCAGCAGCAGUUGGGCGGCUCAGGACGUUGACGACUCCUUCUUGGCACAGUUCGCCCCUCUUCCGUACUCCAGCAACAGCAGUUCCCUGAGUGUUGAAUACCUUGUCCCAGAUGAGGCUGCUGCAUCUCUGUGCAAGUCCGAUCAGAUGCCCGGAAAGACGAACUUGAUAGCCUUUAACAACUCCACCGCCCUUCAACACACCCACCCCGGUGCUGUCAUGCAGGAAUCUACCGGUGAGAUGGACAGCAUAGUGGAGACUUCUGAACAGCCACCAGAAGACUUGAUGCUGAAAUUGGAACAGCUGAAGGAGUGGCAGCAGCAGAUGCAGGAGAAGCUGAAGGCCCAUCAGAUGCAGCAGCUCCAGGAGCUGCUGGAGGAGCAGCAGAGACUCCUGGGCUUGGUGUACGUCUCCCAGCAGGCCAGUGCAGGUGACUCGGGGGCGUCUCAGCUGACAGAGGGGGACUGGGGGGAUGAUACGGUGCUGGAGCGCCCCCCUGUGUCGCAGGGAGAGAGGCAGCCCUCCCUUUCCCCUGGCUCGAACCUCCAGGGGCCCCCGGUUCCUCAGCGGCAGCCCCUCUCACCCCUGCAGUGGGCCCCCAGCGGCCCCUGCAUCCAGAGUACUGCUGCGUGCCUUCAUCCUCACCCGGAGGAAGAGGAGAAGGAAGACCCUGACAAGACCUUGGGUUCAAAUGUUUGCAUCCAGCGAUGGAGUGGAGACCCUCUCCAAGAAUAUGAUGAUGACGAUGAAGUGGUUGAAGAUGAGGAAGAAGAUUCUCAGCAUGCUGUCCCCUCAUGCAGUGCAGGCUCUUUGCAGAUAGCACACAGAAAGGCAGAAGAACCAGAGCAUUUGGAAGACAGACCCAUCAGGUCUGGGAUUGGAGGGAGGAGUCGGACCUUUGAGGAGCUGCUGGAAGAACAGCUGCGGAUGGAGGAGCAGAGACUGAAUUCUGGCCAGCAGAAACCGAGCCGUGCGGGGGCUGAGGAAGUCCGAGUUCAUUUCAAGUCCAAGAGGCCAUUCCUCAGGCGGGGGGAGGGCCUGUCCCGCUUCCUGGGGGGCGGAGCGGCGGCGGCUCGGCGGAGCGCCAAAGAGGUGGCCGAACCCCCGCCCAAGCCCGCCGGCGCUCGAGGGUCUGGCGAGCCCGGCAGCGGCGACGAUCGGCGGCGACCUCCCAUCCAGCGCAAGACCACCGCCCUGAGCCGAGAAUCCCCUCCCGAGGGCCCGUCCGCGCCGCCGAACCGCGGCAGGGCCGAAACCAAGGAAACCAGGCCAAGUCGGGCACCGCGGCAACCCCGUGUCCUAGCCAGUCGGCAGAAGCUAAAUGCUGCGAGUGUCAGUUUGGGGCGGCCCAGACAGGCGCAACAGCGGCAAGAGGGGCCGCCGCCUGCCAAGACCCAGCAUGCACUGGGGGGUAUGAGGGCGGAGACUUUGGGUCAGGGGUCGCAGACGAGGGCGGGUGUGGCGGUGGGGGUGGAGGAGGGAGGGGGAGGCAGGCAAGUUGCUCCAGAGCAGGGGUACUCCUUCGAGCAGUCCUUCCAGGCCAAGCUGGGGAGCUGGGACAUGGAGAAGCAGAGGGAGCGGGUGGAGCUGGGCGAGUUUGAGCUGCUGGAGCAGGCGGCUGAGGAGAUGUCCUUCUCCAGCAACUCCUCCUUCGUCUUGAAGGUCCUGGAGCUGGACCGCCAGGACAGCAGGGGGCGCCGCCACCACCGCAGGCUCUCAUCCACCCCUGUCAAGUCCCCCAAGCCCUCCCCGUCCAAAGCGGGCCUGAGCGGCGACAGCGACACCGACCGCCCAGGGGGCGCCCUGUCCGUCUGCCCAUCUGUUGCCGUGGCAGCGGCGGUGACCAGGGGGGAUCCCGUGGGCGGAUUCAUCGAGAGAGAGGCAGUAGUCUCAUCGGAUCCCUGCAGCUCAGAUUCAGAGGCGGUGGAAGACGAGCCGGAGCAGGAAGUACUGCAGCACAUGCCGGCGCUACCCAGCAGCCCCUGCUUCUCCCCAUCCCAGGGCCAAUAUGACAAGACGUCCUACCAGGACGCAGAGGGUGACUUUUGCGGAGGGGGGGAACACAACGAAACCGGUGACCUCAGUAACCACAACGACUCCACUCUGACGGAGGGACAGGGUCAGGGGUCGAAGGACGACCGCCUGGUGUUCGACGACGACGACACCUGGAACGAUUUGGAAGAUGCCGGGAAUGCAGAGGACAGUGGCAGCAACGAUGGCGGAGGAAUUACCCAUGAUCCUCCGGGAGCAGAGAGUGACAGAGCGCUGAAGAGGAAGGUGGCCACCAUGAAGGUGCCUGAAUCUGCACCGCAGGGCAACCCUGCCUUUCGGGAGCUGGAACCGCCCCCCACCUCUCAGCUGGUGGCCAAACUUUUCCCCUCCCUGAAGCCCAAACCACAGCCCGCCCCUCCCCCGCCCCCAGGACCCACAGGCACAGCAGGAGACCAAGGGGCAGGCCGUCAGUCCAGGCUUCUGAGAGAGAGGUUGGCGGAGCUGGAGAUAGAGAUUGAGCGGUUCCGCUCAGAGAACGCUGCCCUGGCCAGCCAGCGGCUGGAGCGGGAGAAAGCUCUGGAGGCGCUCAGGAAGGAAAGGGCGGAGUUUGAGCAGAUGAAGGAGGAGGAGCUGGCGCGGUUGGAGGAGUUUAAGAAGGAGGAGACUCGCAAGCUGCAGAAGGAGCGCAAGGUGUUUGAGAAGCACGCCUCCGCCGCCCGGGCCAUCCCUGACAAGAGGGAGCGUGAGGAGAUACAGGCCCUGAAGCAGCAGCUGAGCUCCCUGCAGGAGGAGCUUCGUCGGCGGGAGGCUCGCUGGUCUAACACUCACAGCCGGCUGCGGCAGCAGGUGGAGGCGCUGGGGGCGGAGAACAGCGACCUGCGGGACGAGGUGCGGGCCCUGGAGCGGCUCCGAAUCUCCGCCUGGAAGAGGGAUGAAGCUGAGAGGGAGAGGGAGAGGGAGAAGGAGAGCUGCAGGAGGUCCAGUGAGAGCACUGCGGCCCGGUCCAAAUCCACUAGCCCUCCAGCUCCUCUGAAGGCUAGCCAGCCUUUCACUGCUACUGCCAGGGAGACACGCCAGGUGACCAGUCCUCCCAAGAGCACUCACAGAAGCAGCAGCAGGAAGUCCCCACAGAUACCCAGCCCUGGGUCUGGAGCACAGAAGCAGGCGGGGCCUGGUCAAGGGCAGCCAAUCACGGCACAGAACCCAAACACUCCUCCGACUCUGCUUUCUAGAGCAGGUGUGUCACAGACGGAGUACUGUGAGGAGGAGGAGGAAGAGGAGGAAGAAGAACAGCCUACCCAGAAGGAGAUCACUCAUCCUGAUGGAAAGAUUGAGACCAUCCUGUGCUGCGGCACGCGGCUUAUAGUCUUCCCCAACGGAACCCGCAAAGAGGUGUCUGCCGACGGCCGCACCGUCAAAGUCAACUUCUUCAACGGUGACGUCAAGCAGGUCAUGGAGGACCAGAGAGUGAUCUACUACUAUGCCAACACCCAGACCACUCACACCACUUACCCUGAUGGCAUGGAAGUUCUACAGUUCCCCAACAAUCAGAUCGAGAAGCAUUUCCCGGACGGUCGCAAGGAAAUCACCUUCCCUGACCAGACGGUAAAGAACCUCGGCCCGAACGGGGACGAGGAGAGCGUGCUUCCAGACGGGACCAUCAUCCAAGUAAAACCAGACGGCACCAAGGUGAUCCAGUUCAACAGCGGGCAGAGGGAAGUGCACACGGACAAGUUCAAACGACGCGAGUACCCCGACGGGACGAUGAAGACGGUCUACGCCGACGGGCGGCAGGAGACCAGGUACCCCAACGGCCGACUGCGCAUCAAGGACAAAGACGGGCGCGUCGUUUCAGACUCCAGGACUUAACGCCCCGGGGAAACCCCCUCAACGCUCCUGUGCCUGAGGUCCUGUUCGUAUUUAUGAAGUCUCGAUUGCGUGUGAUAUGCAGUGAAUGUUUCUGUAAUUGUUUGUAAAUAGUAUACAUUUAAUUUUUUUGUAAUAUUUUUCGGCCAAAUUAGUUUUUAUUUAAUAUUUGUUCAAAUAAAUUAUUUUUUAAAUUCCA
Molecule: messenger RNA, 4369 nt
Organism: Anguilla rostrata (American eel)
Lineage: Eukaryota; Metazoa; Chordata; Actinopteri; Anguilliformes; Anguillidae
Gene: cpap
Product: centromere protein J
Exons: 17
Coding region: 193-4173 (1326 amino acids)
Biological process (GO): cilium assembly; centriole elongation
Cellular component (GO): centriole; centrosome
Molecular function (GO): tubulin binding
Source: RefSeq, a predicted model, not a curated record